Messenger RNA from Pelobates cultripes (western spadefoot toad), 222 nucleotides. The record is from the annotation of a GenBank genome assembly. Lineage: Eukaryota; Metazoa; Chordata; Amphibia; Anura; Pelobatidae.
AUGGGGAGCCAACACAGCUCACCAUUAAUCGCCUACGAUCCCUCCUCUACCACUGACCCACCAGUGGUGCUUAACGAGACUCACCAUCCCUGCAACCCCGUCAAGUCAAUGAAAACUCACCUACCAAGACCCUGGACAACCCCCGCGGCAUAUAUCCAUGCAUGCCCUUACAUCGGAGUAUGGGAACUCCUCACAACUGAGCGACAGAACCUCACCCUUAAA